Molecule: messenger RNA, 1308 nt
Organism: Aspergillus tubingensis
Lineage: Eukaryota; Fungi; Ascomycota; Eurotiomycetes; Eurotiales; Aspergillaceae
Product: vacuolar calcium ion transporter
Exons: 3
Coding region: 1-1308 (435 amino acids)
Biological process (GO): intracellular calcium ion homeostasis; calcium ion transmembrane transport
Cellular component (GO): fungal-type vacuole membrane
Molecular function (GO): calcium:proton antiporter activity
Source: RefSeq, a predicted model, not a curated record
AUGGAGGGCCCCUCUGGCAUAUCGGCAGAAUCGGAUCCUCCUACGCCGCCUCCCUCUGAGCGCGCAUCUUCGCCGACCGCGCCCCUCCACGGGCGCACCAGUCCCUUCCACCUGGCCAUUAUGAGGAUCGGUAGUCACCCCGUAUUGAAAGCACUUGCUGGCUUUGUCCUCCUGGGACUUCUCUCCGGCCUAUUGGGAUGGCCAAGGCAGCUGGUUUUCUGGUUGAACCUGGUCGCCUUGGUUCCGCUGAUGGCCAUCAUCACGAUUGCUAUCACCGAGCUGUCCCAUACCCUUGGACCAUUUCUUCACGAGAUCCUGAAAUCUACCCUAGGUAACUCAGUUGAACUGAUGGUUGGCCUUGUGUCAGCGCAAAUGGGUCAAGGCCGUAUCUUCCACUCAGUGGUGGUUGGCAGUAUCCUGUGCUAUUCUCUGCUGGUGCUUGGUAGCUGUUUCUUGAUUUCUGGUUACGACAAGGAACAUCUACACUUCGAUCGCAACUUGACUAGCAUCAUGUCAUCGUUGAUGAUGAUGGUAUGCAUCUCCUUGGUGCUUCCCGGCGUGAUGGUCACAUUUCCCUCGUUGGAUACCCUCUCCAUCAAUGCCGUGGUGACUAGUCAUGAGGUACAAAUGGUUUCGUAUGGGAUCGCCCUCAUCCUGCUGGGUCUUUUUGGUGUCUUCCUUCUUUUCCAACUCAAGUCCCAUGCGGCCUUGUUUCGCAUUGCCGAGGGGGCGGCCGAGUCGCACUUGAGCGACGCCAGCAGCGAAAACCGCCCAGACGAUUAUAGAAUGCCAAUGGACCACGAACCGGUCAUGUUCACACCGCAAUCGGCUGGCGUUGCUCUUCUCAUCGCAGUGGCCUGCUUGACGGGGUGUGUUGUCCACAUUGUGAACAACGUCAAUGCUGCGUUAGAGCGGGGAACUGGCACCAGCUUCCCCAUUUUGGUCUGGGUGCCGUUGGUGGGGAACGUGUCCAAAUAUCUGACCAUUGUGGUUAUCUCGCGCCAGGGCCAUGUGGAGGUGGCCGUCCGAAACAUCUUGAACAGCAUUCUACGCCUCACCCUGUUGGUCACACCAACUCUGGUCCUCAUGGGCUGGUCCCUGGGCCAAUCGGUGACUCUGCAGAUGGACAAUUUCGAGGCGACCAUGCUGUUCCUCGCCGCCAUGGUCAUGAGCCACGUGAUUCACGAAGGCCGGGCCAACUACUUUGACGGCCUCAUGCUGUGUGGAACGUACAUCAUCACGGGAGUCGCCUUCUAUGUGUGUCCUAGCGUGAGCACCAUCAAGGACGUUGCGGUCGUAAGCACAUGA